AUGUCCUCCUGGCUCUCCUACUUCACCGGCUCGGGAUCUUCGCGCGGUUCUCGAGACUCGACCCGCGAAGCGAUCGUCAAUCUGAGGGAACAUUUGAUGAUGCUCGAUAAGAAGGAGGAGUUCUUGGGCACCAAGAUUGAGGCCGAGUUGAGGAAGGCCAAGGCGAAUGCGACGAGCAAUCCGCGGGGUGAGUUUCGGGAGCGCAGGCUUUGGUGGUGGUGGGUUCGGGUCGGAUGGGUCGGAUGGGUGGAGUGGGUGGAGUGGGUGUGUAUGGGCAUGGGUAUGGGUCGAGUCACAGAUGACGAUCGCGCGACGGACGCGGCGUGAAAGCGGGAUCGGGAUCGGGCGAUCGGGGACGAGGUGGCGGAGGAGAAUGCAACAGCAACCCCGACCCUUACUCACAUGUUCCUCUUCGCAUCAUGCACCAGUCGCCAAGCAAGCCCUGCGGCAAAAGAAGCUGUACGAGAAUGAACUCGACAGCAUCGCCGGGCGAAAGAUGACGCUCACAACCCAGGUGCGCACCGACCACAGCGCAUCUAUUCGCAACGCACUCUCUGGGCACUGAUGAGUAUGGUACGCCUGGCUUUGGGUCCACAGGUCAACGCGAUCGAAUCGGCGAAUAUGAACAAGGAGACGCUCGAGGCGAUGAAGAAGGGUGCUGACGUACUCAAGGGGAUCCAUGGCAAGCUGUGCGUCCGGACUGGAUCGAUUCGUGUACUCAAAGGAACAUGCUGGCUAAGAUUGUGAUACAUUUGCACAGUAAUGUGGACAAGGUCGACGCGACGAUGGACGACGUGCGCAACCAGCUCGAACUCACAAACGAGAUCUCGGAAGCCAUCUCCAAUCCAGCGGGGAUGGGUAUCGACGUGAGUAUAGAUCGGACAAGGGGUCGAGACACAAUCGAAUCAUCACUGAACUAUCUGGUACUCUGAUGCAGGUCGACGAUCAAGACGUGUUGGACGAGCUGGCCGAACUGGAACAAGAGGAACUCAACAACCGAUUGGCCGGCGCCGAGGCCGCACCAUUACAUUCACCCGCCGCGGCUGUACCAAGUAGGUCAUCUGUCGCGGAAGAAGAUUGAACGGACGUUAUACUAACUCCUCGCUCUCUACGACGGGUAUCGUGCCUACAGUCAAGACGCCGGCACAAGCGAUCGAGGAGGACGAAGAAGAGGCCGAGUUGAGGCAAUUGCAGGCCCAAUUGGCUAUGUAG
This is a messenger RNA of Microbotryum saponariae, 1212 nucleotides long. The record is from the annotation of a GenBank genome assembly. Lineage: Eukaryota; Fungi; Basidiomycota; Microbotryomycetes; Microbotryales; Microbotryaceae.